Molecule: messenger RNA, 1380 nt
Organism: Neoarthrinium moseri
Lineage: Eukaryota; Fungi; Ascomycota; Sordariomycetes; Amphisphaeriales; Apiosporaceae
Exons: 5
Coding region: 1-1380 (459 amino acids)
Molecular function (GO): carboxylic ester hydrolase activity
Source: RefSeq, a predicted model, not a curated record
AUGUUGCGUCAAUGUAUGGCUUCGUUCUUGGGCCUGCUUGCAGUUGUCACAGGAACCAUAUUACAAAAUGGUCAAGUCCGCAUCACCAAUUUCCCGGACACCAAGAUAGAUCUGUCGUCGUAUACGUUGGAGACAUAUGAUGCAAAUGCUACUGAAGUGUCGUACAAAGGAAGAUGGGAUUCCAAGAAAAUUUCAUGGUGGUCGGCGCCUGGACUCGUGUUUGGUUUUACGGGAGAUACUGUUGCUAUCACUUUUGGUAGGGAGACGAUCGAUACCACGCUUGUUGGCUAUCGACUCGGCGGCAUGGACUGGCAGUUCACCAACGUUACCACUGGCGGCACUCACCUCUUGAUCGAUUCGGAGACGAUGGGGGUAAACCUGACAUACCCAGUGAACCCGAAAACCCUCGAGUUACGGGUGACGAACUGGGGUUACGGCGUUCAAAUCGACAAGAUCCAUGUUGCUGCCGGGGAGAAGUUGAUUGGCAUCCCCAACUAUAGACGCUCAAUAGAGUUCAUUGGCGACUCGCUGUCAGCUGGCAUGUACACGUCUUACGAGGGCCUCUCGAGCUUCGCAUAUGGUGUGGGAGCUGGGCUGGGAGAAACAGAAUACUCAGUCACAGCAAUUCCCGGCAUCUGCGUUGCCGACCAGAACUGCUGGGGCAACCCUCGUGGACAAGUUCACCAGUGGUUCUAUGCAUCAGAUACAAGCGGGAGAGCCACGAAGAUUUGGGGAGACAACCCAGAGCCCUGGGACUUUAGCAAGCAGCAGAGUCCCGAUAUUGUGGUCAUUAACCUGGGCACAAACGACAAUAAUGAGGCGAACAACGUCACGUCAGAGGCCUAUGCUGAUUCAUAUAAGAAGCUUAUCCAAGGCGUUCACGGGAAGUUCCCAAACGCGCAGGUCGUAGUGAUGCAAUUGUGGCUUGGUUUCUUCCAGUAUGGUAAUUCCUAUGCCCAGAAUCAUGGGUUUGAUACCGAGCUUCUCGGUGUAGUUGAUUACUUCAACUCUGAUGAAUACCUCUUGUCCCCUAUAAUCUGGGACGGAACAACGAACACUACCACUACCCUAAACAGCACGAGUCAACCGUUCGUCCAUUUCUUCAACACCACUGGUAUCAUGCAACAUAACGAUAUUGGACCUCAAUGGCAUCCCACAGAUACAGGGGCGAUCAAAGUAGCGAGCCACUUGACACAGUAUAUUCGACUAAAAUUUGGCUGGGAUCUCCAGGCCACGGGACCCGAGUAUACCACCCCUUCCCCAGAUGAUGAGAUCCGCGUGGGCUUUUGGGAUCUGCUCCAUGGUUAUCUUGUGCUAACUGCCGGUACACUUAGGAUUUUCCAUGAAACACUAUACUGGAACGACGAACCCAACUACUAG